Molecule: messenger RNA, 1599 nt
Organism: Chondrus crispus (carragheen)
Lineage: Eukaryota; Rhodophyta; Florideophyceae; Gigartinales; Gigartinaceae
Product: mannosyl-oligosaccharide--1,2-mannosidase
Exons: 1
Coding region: 1-1599 (532 amino acids)
Biological process (GO): N-glycan processing; carbohydrate metabolic process
Cellular component (GO): membrane; endoplasmic reticulum
Molecular function (GO): calcium ion binding; mannosyl-oligosaccharide 1,2-alpha-mannosidase activity
Source: RefSeq, a predicted model, not a curated record
AUGUCCCACCAUGCCACUUCCCCCCUCCCCAUCCUCCGCACAAAUCUCCUCCGCCUCCGCAAGACCGCCCCUCUGAAGCGUGUCCUCCCCCUCCUCCUGGCCCUCCUCCUCUUCACCGUCGCCACCGUCUACCUCUCCACCUCCCCUCUCCGCCCCCUCUCCCUCGCACCCCCGCCGCUCUUCGGCCUCACCCCGCUCCAGCAGGACGUGCGCCAGGCCACCGCCGCCACCUACCGCCUCUACCUCCGCCACUGCCUGGGCAAAGAUGAGAUCGUCCCCACAACCCGCCGCUGCGAGGACUGGUUCAACAUCGGCCUCACCCUCCUCGACAGCCUGGACACCCUCCUCCUCAUGGACCUGCGCGACGAGUACCGCCAGUCGCGCGACUGGGCCGACCGCCACCUCUCCUUCGACGCCGUCUCCACCCGCGUCUCCACCUUCGAGAUCGUCAUCCGCGCCACCGCCGGCAUGAACUCCGCCUACCAGCUCACGGGCGACCUCCUCUGGCGACGCAAGUCCGUCGAGCUGGCCGACUACCUCCUCCUCUCCUUCAACCUCACGGCCACAGGCUGCCCGCCGCCGGCCGCCUUCAUCGGCCGCGCCCGCCUCGCCAUGUCCGACGAACACGCCCUCGACACCCUCCACUCCAACCCCGCCGAGGCCGGCACGCUGCAGCUCGAGUUCCGCACCCUCUCGCAGAUCACCGGCGACCCCAAGUACGCCCGCGCCGUCGACCGCUGCACCGACAGCCUCAUCCGCGCCAUGCCCGCUCAACAAUUCCUCGUCACCGACCGCUUCAACCUGCAGACCGGCGUCUUCGAGGGCGCCCGCGUCUCCAUGUCGGCCAUGGUCGACUCGUUCUACGAGAUGCAGCUCAAGACCUGGGUCGCCUUCGGCAAGAAGGACCACCACCUCCGCGAUGCCUUCCAGGCCGCCGUCGCCCGCGCCCACGUCCUCCUCUUCCGCACCGAGCACAACCACACCUACGUCGGCGAGAUGCUCCGCGGCAACACCCUCUCGUUCAAGCGCUCCAUGGAGCACCUGGCCUGCUUCCUCCCUGGCACCCUCGCGUACGCCGCGCUCCACGGCCUCGGCGGUGGCCUGCAAGGCGAAAACCCAGACGACUACCUCCCGCUGGCGCGCGCCCUCGCGGAGAGCUGCUACGCCAUGAGCCGCGGCAUGUUCCACGGCCUCGCCGCGGAGGUCACCGACUUCUCAGGUGACACCCCGCGCCCGAUGCGCGGCGCAGACCACAACCUCCUGCGCCCGGAGAUCGUCGAAGCGCUGUACUACCUCGACAAGAUCGACCCGCUGGCGGGCGACAAGUACAAAAAGUGGGGAGAGACUAUGUGGAAGGCUAUGAAGACGUACGCACAGGUCCCCGGGCAGCCGGAUGGCGUCCUGUCGUCGACCUACAACUUGCUCGCGCAGACAAAGGAGGAAAUCACACUCCACGGGAAGCUGCACUCGUUCGCGAUCGCAGAGACGUACAAGUAUCUCUUCAUGCUGUUCGACGACAGGCCGCCGGACCAGCAAACGCUGCCACUCACGAAGUGGGUGUACAAUACCGAGGCGCACCCGGUCAGGAUUGUUGAGUGA